AUGACUCACCGCCUCACUCUCCAAACCUCCGACGCGUCGCAGGCCGUCCGCGCCGCCCCACCGGCGAAAGCCGCGGCCGUCAAGCCCGCGCGCCGCGGGCCCUCCGCGCGCAAUCUCGUCGUCAGGGCCGCCGCCGGCGACUCGUGCGAGCUCGAUAACUUUCAGCGCGUCUCCGUCCUCGCCGAAGCUCUGCCGUACCUGCAGCGAUUCGCGGGUCAGACGGUCGUGGUCAAGUACGGCGGCGCGGCGAUGACGGACGAGUCCCUCAAGGACCGCGUCAUAAAGGACCUCGUUCUCCUCUCCACCGUCGGCAUCAGACCCAUCCUGGUGCACGGAGGCGGCCCCGAGAUCAACGGCUGGCUCAAGAAGGUUGGCAUCGAGCCCAAGUUUCUCAACGGCCUCCGCGUGACGGACGCCGCGACGAUGGAGAUUGUCGAGAUGGUCCUCGUGGGCAAGGUGAACAAGUCGUUGGUGUCCUUAAUCAACUGCGCCGGGGGACGGGCCGUGGGCAUGUGCGGCAAGGACGGCAACACCCUCAGGGGUAAGAUCAAGAACCCCGAGUUGGGAUUCGUCGGCGACGUCACCUCGGUGGACACAGCCGUGCUCUCGCAGCUCGUGUCGAGCGGCCACAUCCCGGUCGUGGCGACGGUGGCGAUGGACUCGAGCGGGCAGGCGCUCAACGUCAACGCGGACACCGCCGCGGGUGAGCUCGCGGCGUCCAUCGGAGCCGCGAAGCUCAUCCUGAUGACGGACGUGCCCGGAGUGUGCACGGACAAGGACGAUCCGGGGACGCUGAUUCGCGAGCUGACAAUCAACGAGUCGAGGGACCUGGUGGGAGACGGGGUCAUCGCGGGCGGCAUGAUCCCGAAGGUGGAGUGCUGCGUCAAGUCCAUCGCGCAGGGCGUGAAGAGCGCGCACAUCAUCGACGGCAGGGCGCCGCACUCGCUGCUGCUGGAGAUCUUGACGGACGAGGGCGCGGGGACGAUGAUCACCGGAUGA
Messenger RNA from Micromonas commoda, 999 nucleotides. RefSeq lists its product with no specific name. Lineage: Eukaryota; Viridiplantae; Chlorophyta; Mamiellophyceae; Mamiellales; Mamiellaceae. The transcript has a single exon. Gene Ontology annotation, molecular function: ATP binding; acetylglutamate kinase activity; arginine binding. Gene Ontology annotation, cellular component: cytoplasm; chloroplast thylakoid. Bases 1 to 999 code for a protein of 332 amino acids. Gene Ontology annotation, biological process: L-arginine biosynthetic process. The record is from RefSeq and is a predicted model, not a curated record.